This is a messenger RNA of Sphenostylis stenocarpa, 393 nucleotides long. NCBI's taxonomy places the organism in Eukaryota, Viridiplantae, Streptophyta, Magnoliopsida, Fabales, Fabaceae. The record is from the annotation of a GenBank genome assembly.
AUGGCCAACAGAGUUCAAAUUCCUACCAACAAUUCAGCGCUCAUUGCCAUGAUUGCAGAUGAGGACACCGUAGUUGGAUUUCUGUUGGCUGGAGUGGGAAAUGUUGACAUCCGUAGGAAGACAAAUUACCUCAUUGUGGAUGCAAAAACGACUGUCAAACAAAUUGAGGAUGCAUUCAAAGAAUUUACAACAAGGGAGGAUAUUGCAAUUGUGCUGAUUAGCCAAUAUGUUGCAAAUAUGAUAAGGUUUUUGGUUGAUAGUUAUAACAACCCUGUUCCUGCAAUUCUUGAAAUCCCUUCUAAAGACCAUCCUUAUGAUCCGGCAAAUGAUUCAGUUCUGUCACGAGUGAAGUAUCUCUUUAAUACCGAAUCGGUUGCAUCUGACAGACGCUGA